AUAAGUAUGCAUUUGAGUACAAUUCAGUACAAUUUAGUAUUGGAAGCAUGGAAGGUUUUUGGUAUGAUUGAGGAGUGAAUGGUAUGUAUGUUAAAAGAUUAUCAGUUGCUGAAUGAAAUGUCAACGUUUUAAGAUAAAAUUUAUACAAACUUUGUUAUGAUGUCAACAUAUAAUAAAAUUUGUAGAAUCGUUUGCAUAUAUAUGGAACAAAUGCGAAUGAAAAUAGAAAUAUAGGUUAUAAUAGUACUUGUAAACUUUUGUAAAUAUCGAAUCUUUUGAAAUUUAUUACGUCAUAUUCUAUUUUUUACAACUUAAUUAUAAGGAUGCCACAUUUUGUCAGUACGAAAGAGGAAAUCAUGGAAAAUACGAACGAUAUCACUUCUGACUUUGCUUGUCUCAAAGUGUCAGCGUUAAAGAAAGCUUCACGCAUAUCGGGCGAAGUAGACAGAAUUACAAUUGGGCCUGAUUCUAUGGUCAAUGAAAAUGAAUGUAAUGAAACAUCAGAAAAUAUAGAAAAUGAGCAAAACUCUUGUAACACCUCAGUUCCAAACAAGUCUAUUCAAUCACAAAAUAACAAAACCUCUAUGCAGAGUGGCAUUACAUUUUCAGUUAAAAAGAUUCUUUUAGAAAGUGAAUAUCAAAGGAAAGAAGAAGUUCAGAAAGAGAUUGAACGUCAUUGGCAACACAUGAAAGAAAAUGGGAAAGCUAUAAAGGAACACAUGGCAAUAUCACGUUCGCAUAUGGCAAAAGAACGAGAACGUAAAAGCAAAGAAAAUUAUGCGUACAUCUUAGCAGAAGAAAGAAUUGCCGAGCAGGAAGAAAUACGCAGAAGACAUGAACAACAAAAAGAAGUUGAAGAAUAUAGACGAAAAAUGAAAGAGAAAGAGGAAUUAACAAAAAAAAUAAUGAAUUUAAGAAAUAUAUGUGGAAUGAAGUAUCGCGAUAUCGCAGCUUUAUCAGAAACUUGUAAAGACAGAAAUUCUGCCACAGUAGCAUUAUCCUCUUACGUUCCAAAGUUAGAGGAGGUGCAUCAUCAAAUAGAACUUAUAGACGAGAAAAUUAAGGUAGGAGAAGUGACACUUGUAGACUUGAAUACUAUAGAAAAGAUGAUUACUCAAGUUGAUGAAAUAUUAUUAACGUUCAAAUUAGAGAUAGAAAGGAUAAAUGUUCAAUAUGAAGUAAAUUUAACUAAAUUGCAAAACACUACACAAUCGUAUGUACAACCUCAAGAUUUACAAAAGCAAGUAUCUGAGAGUACUCAACCAGUUUGUGAAAUAAUUACUUCUGAACAAAUAAACAGUAAUAAUGUACAAACUAAUGAAGGGAAAUAUGUGGAAAAAGAAAAAGAAAACACACAAGUACAAAAUAUAAGUUGUCCAAAUCCUCCAGAAACAACACAAAAUGUUGUUAGUACAGAAGAAAGUCUGACAACAACUGAACAAGAAGAAAGUCAGUUGUACGAAUAUGUUGAUAAGGAGUCGUUACAACUGUACGUGAAUAGUCAAAAAUUUCUAGAAAAUUAUGUGAAAAUGCUUGAUGAAUUUUCACAGUCGGCAAAUACAAAAAAAUUCAGAUUCGAAUGCAAGAAAGCAAUAAAUAUACCUGUAAAUGCAAUUUCUGGAAUUAGUGAGCAACAUUUGAGAGAUAAAUACGAAAGUUUGCAUAACCUUCUUAUCGGAAAAUCUUCACCAAACGUUAAUCAAUAUGCCCAGGGAGCAGCUUUUUGUAAAAAUAUAUUAGCUAAACAAAUAGUUAAUCAGGGUGAAACGCUCGUCUCAAGCAAACCAAAAAUGGCAUUUCCAGUUGCUGCAGUAGUAGUAGCUUUAUGGAAUGAUCAUUCGGAUUUCGGUGAACUACUUUUGUCAUAUUUUCAUAAUGUUUGCCCAUUUACGGUUCCUAUUUUUAUGCCAAAAAUGGUCGGACAGUCGAACGAAAGUUAUUACAAACUAAUGGGCUACAAAUACGCGGAGGAUGGUACAGUUGAGAAACAUGAUAAAUAUUUGAAAAGAAUGUCUGGUGUAAUAAGAUUAUAUGCUUCGAUUACGAUUACAUCCCAAAGGAAGGGAGUUGUAAAAAGUAAUCCGCAUGGACUUCAAAGCGCCUGGCGGUGGUUAGCUGCUAUUUUAAAUACCGAGCCACGAAAAGAAGUAGCAGAUCUUCGCGCAACUCUUUUAUUGGAUAUGCUCGAAGUAGCUGGUAGUGCGCUAUGGGCCGCUUAUCCAAAACAAUUUCAUAAAUUAUUAAUUUUGUUACUGGAAGAAUAUUACCCGCGCAUGCAAAGGGUAGGAUGUAUCGGCGGUGGGCCAUUAGUACGAUUGGAAGAAUUUUUGAGGAAUACUUUAGCAAAAGGUUCAAUAGCACCGCCCGAAGGUCAACUUCCUUCAAAUUUUUGGUGAUCUCAAUAAAGCUUAAGUGCUUGUUUUAAUCUA
Osmia bicornis bicornis is the source of this 2429-nucleotide messenger RNA. It is a transcript of the gene Gle1, whose product is annotated as mRNA export factor GLE1. Gene Ontology annotation, cellular component: cytoplasm; nuclear pore cytoplasmic filaments; nuclear pore. NCBI's taxonomy places the organism in Eukaryota, Metazoa, Arthropoda, Insecta, Hymenoptera, Megachilidae. The transcript has 8 exons. Gene Ontology annotation, biological process: regulation of translational initiation; regulation of translational termination; poly(A)+ mRNA export from nucleus. Gene Ontology annotation, molecular function: phospholipid binding; inositol hexakisphosphate binding; translation initiation factor binding. The record is from RefSeq and is a predicted model, not a curated record. Bases 324 to 2396 code for a protein of 690 amino acids.